This is a messenger RNA of Rubroshorea leprosula, 1935 nucleotides long. The record is from the annotation of a GenBank genome assembly. NCBI's taxonomy places the organism in Eukaryota, Viridiplantae, Streptophyta, Magnoliopsida, Malvales, Dipterocarpaceae.
AAAAAACGAGCCUUAGAGGCAGGUAGGCGGGCAGGCUCCGGCGUUUGCCUCCGUAAGUUUUCAGUGUGGUGGUGCGCAGGAUAAGAACCCUGUGGCGCCGCUGUCCAUUUUGGUAGUUUGUGGUGGAUGGGUCAGUCAGCUUCAACGGCCGCAAUUUCAGGCCGCCGAGACUCAAGCCUGAGCCACCGAUCGAAGUCAAAAUCGACGGCUUUGAUCUUACCGAUGCAAGAUGAUGAAGCUGAGGAGCAUGAUGGAAGUCUAGAUGGAUCAUCCGAUUACAUAUCUGAUCUACCAGACGAGUGCUUGGCUUGCGUUUUCCAGUCUCUCAACACCAGUGACCGGAAGCAAUGCUCUCUUGUUUGUCGGAGGUGGUUGAAGAUCGAGGGACAGAGCCGUCAUCGGUUGUCUCUGAAGGCACAGUCAGAUCUGCAUCCCUUGAUUCAUUCUCUUUUCUCUCGCUUUGAUGCAGUCACCAAACUCGCCUUGAAAUGUGACCGUAAAUCUGCGAGUAUCGGGGACGAGGCUCUUGUUCUCAUCUCACAACGCUGCCGCAACUUGACUCGGCUUAAGCUUCGAGGUUGCCGCGACUUGACCGACGUAGGUAUGUCAGCUUUCGCUAAAAACUGCAAGACUUUGAAGAAGCUUUCCUGUGGAUCUUGUAAUUUUGGAGCCAAAGGCAUGAACGCGGUUCUUGACAACUGCGCUGCUCUAGAGGAACUCUCAGUCAAGCGGCUCCGUGGUAUCACGGAAGGAGCUGCCGCUGAGCCAAUAGGACCUGGCGUUGCUGCUGCCUCCCUCAAAACGAUUUGCUUAAAGGAGCUUUACAAUGGACAGUGCUUUGGUCCCCUUAUUAUCUGUGCCAAGAAUCUAAGAACUUUGAAGCUUUUUAAGUGUUCUGGUGACUGGGAUAAGGUUGUCCAAGUGAUAGCUGAUGGAGUCACAGGCAUGGUGGAGAUCCAUCUGGAGCGGGUACAGGUCACCGACAUAGGUCUUGCUGCUAUAUCUAACUGUUUGGAUCUGGAGAUUCUACAUCUUGUCAAGACGCCGGAGUGCACCAGCGCCGGUCUCGCGUCUGUGGCAGAACGGUGCAAAUUGUUAAGGAAGCUUCACAUUGAUGGAUGGAAAGCAAACCGAAUAGGAGACGAAGGAUUAAUCGCGGUCGCUAAAUGUUGCCCUAAUUUGCAAGAAUUGGUUCUUAUUGGUGUAAAUCCCACGAAGAUGAGCCUGGAUAUGCUGGCCUCAAAUUGUCAGAAUCUGGAGCGGUUAGCAUUGUGCAGUGGCGAUACUGUUGGUGACGCUGAGAUUUCGUGUAUUGCUUCCAAAUGUAUAGCUUUGAAGAAGCUUUGUAUCAAGAGUUGCCCAAUUUCGGAUCAGGGAAUGGAAGCUCUUGCUACUGGUUGCCCAAAUUUGGUCAAAGUGAAGGUGAAGAAGUGCAGAGGAGUAACUUCAGAAGGUGCAGAUUGGUUAAGAGCAAAUAGAGGGUCUCUUGCAGUUAAUCUAGAUACUGGCGAGCCAGAGCAUCAAGAUGCAAGUGCUAGUGAUGGAGGGGCGCAGGAUAAUGCUGUUGAAAUUCCCGCAGCUGCUAACCACAUGGGUCCUGCAAAUACUGCAUCCAGUAGUAAUCCUCGCACAACAUCCUUCAAAUCAAGAUUAGGACUUUUAAGUGGUAGAGGUUUUGUGGCUUGCACUUUUAGGAGGUUGUCAAGUGGCAAUAGCAGAUAAGUAAGAAACUUCGCAAAGUAAAAGGAACUCUUGGUCCAGCACUAUUUAAUAUUAUUGUGUUGCAGUUUUAACAUCUGAUUCUGUUGCCUUGUAUUGGAUUGAAUGUGGUGUGCUGUUGGUUGUCUUUUGAAUUGAAUCUUCACUGCAAAAGGCGAGUUCCUUCAUUUUUAUUUAUUUAUUUCGUUUCUGUUUGCUUUAAUUUAUGUUUCUUUG